AUGACUGUUGAUUCGUAUUACAACGGUAAUGAUCUUCGAUCCCCCUAUGAGCUCGAAGCGUCGGACCAGGAUUCGCAAUAUGCCCCCACUCCAGGAUACUUCGGUUGCACACCCAAGUCACGAUGCGGACUCAGUCCUUCCCCCGGCUUUUACACCCAGAACGGUCUUGCGGAGGUAUCCCAACGCGACGAGGAAAAUCCCAGACUGCUUCAGCUCUCCGAGUGGAACGAGGAAUUGCGAAAUAAUGAGCUUCCAGCAAGCUGCAUCCAGUAUAUGAUAGAGUGGAAGGUUAUGCUGAAUAGGAAGGUCAUCUCACGAGACACAGAAGAGGACGUAGCCCUGACUCCGAGUGCCUACUGGCCGGUGCACUUGAGGCCCAAGUUGGAGAAGUUGCUAGAAGGGAAAACCUCCCGUGCAGGCAGGAUUAGGUCGGAUGAUACCUCGAUCGUUGUGUCGGUAAACGAUCGUUCCCAGCGCGAUCUGACGAAGCGAUUUGAGAAUCUCAACAUCGAUUGGACCGCUGUGGAAAAACAGCUACUUAGAUGGGGGGAACUGUUUUGUCGAGGAAAGAAACUGAGGCUAAGUAUUACCUUUAAAUACAUUGAGGAUGACCACCUCCCCAGAACUACCUCGGGUAGGGUUGAGAAAAGAGGACGGUCAUCUGUUACUAAGAGAAUGCUCAACGAGCGAGAUGCCCAACUGGAUGCCGAAGAAAAUGCCUCCGGAGAAGAGUCCGUCUGGCGGAGUGUCUAUAAUCUGAUGCGCUGUCCUUCCUCAUCAUGCCACCUAGGCCGAUAUUGCUGGCAAGACCCUCACGGGAAAAAACAUUAUGGACUGAGAACCCAUCAUUCAAAACGUCUAAUUGACUUUGUGGAGAAAGGAGGAACCGUACAAUCCCAUGAUGACGUCCCAGACAAUAUUCGGGAAGACUUAUAUAUGGAAGAGCGACACAGAUUGGAGAAUCAACAAUCCAAGAAUAACAAGAUGACUGACACCCCGGGAAGUUGUCCUAUCAAUUUUAACUUUAAUGGGGUACAACCUUCCCCUCAACCGGAGGCGCUCAAUUCACUCGCAACCCCAGCAAUGCUUUCAUCACCAAAUAGCCUAUCCAGUGACGACUUUAACAUUCCUGGACUUCGAGAUGAGGCAGUUCGAGAGUACACCGCUUGGCAUGAAACAAAUGUCGGUGAUGACUAUUUGAAAGCGCAAUUCCGGGGAGCGCGCGAUGUUGCUCUGGCAAAUGGUCUAGAUCUUCAACUGAUAUAUGAGGAUCAAAACCCAUCGUUUUUCAUCGAUCAGGGGAUCGUGGUAGGUAUUGCCCGUCAGUUUGUAAGAGAUAUCGUCAAAUGGGUUCGGAGUGUGAGGAAAGUUUCAUCGAUAGAAGGAAGGGCGCAAGAAACUCUCUGA
This is a messenger RNA of Penicillium odoratum, 1407 nucleotides long. RefSeq lists its product as uncharacterized. The coding region runs from base 1 to 1407 and encodes 468 amino acids. NCBI's taxonomy places the organism in Eukaryota, Fungi, Ascomycota, Eurotiomycetes, Eurotiales, Aspergillaceae. The record is from RefSeq and is a predicted model, not a curated record. The transcript has a single exon.